This is a messenger RNA of Caenorhabditis remanei, 3999 nucleotides long. RefSeq lists its product as uncharacterized. The transcript has 9 exons. The coding region runs from base 1 to 3999 and encodes 1332 amino acids. The record is from RefSeq and is a predicted model, not a curated record. Lineage: Eukaryota; Metazoa; Nematoda; Chromadorea; Rhabditida; Rhabditidae.
AUGGGUGGAGGAAAAUUCCGUCAUCGUACAAGUAACAAAGGAGCAGCGAAGUUCAAUUCUGGAUCAGCAUGUGAAAGCAAUCCAACAAGAAGCAAGCAUCGUUCAGCUGCGACCGCUGCUCGCAAUGCUUCCUUUGGUGGAGCUGGUAUGUUGGCCGUUGAAGAUCGACCAAUGAAUUUAGCAGCUGAUGAUAUGCUCUCUGCAUUGCCUAUUCAUUCAAUGGACAUCGGUUCUUCAAAAAGUAUGGUUUCGGAAGGUGGUAUUUCGAAGCUUUCCGGAUUUACGGCCUGUACCAAUCCAGCAUUCGACUCUGUUAAUCGUGUUUGGAAAUCUGGGUCCUCUAUUCAAGCAGAGGUUGUCUCGGUUUUGGCAGCAAUCGCUGAGGUCAUCAAAGAGCGGGAUGGAAAGGAAACGGAUGUCGAAUACUGUGCUGCAUUAAUGACCGCUCUUGAAGGAUCAUCACUUGGAAAUCCCAGACGUACCGCUGCGAUUGCCUACCUUUUGCAUUUGAUUGUGAGAAAAGUUCCGAAGGAAGUUCUUCAAGCUCAAUUUCACAGAUUCGUGCAGAUCCUCUACACAAAGCUGCUGGAAAAUGUUGACAGUACUGAAGGAUCAGCACUGAAAAAUCUAAUUUCGGUGCUUGGUAUUAUUCUUCGUGCUCAACAAGCUUCUGUUUGGGCGAGCGCUAAUACAAGAAAUAUGCUCGUCUCUGUAGCUGCUCUGGCUGCUCACGACAAGCCUUGGGUUCGUACAAUGGCUCGUCGCGUCAUUCGUGCUGUACUGACCGACCCUGUAACUGCAACGGACAAUGGGCUUCAUCCGGCAAGUGGUGCAGUUGGGCAAUUGAUAUUGAAUCACAUCGAAAACUUUUUGGGCCGCUCGAAUGGAGACAACACCAACGUAGUUAGGUAUUUGUGUCUUCUCGAAGGCGUUAUGCAUAAAAUGCCUGCAAAUCUCUUCAAAAAGAUGGCUGAAUCUAUGCUGAAAUGCUUUGCUAUUUCUGAUUCGAUGGUGAAAUGUUCAUCUCUUCAAUGUCUGCACCGCGCACUUCAACGUCAGCCAUGUGACUCUGCACUCCCUACCGAGACAAAUGCAUUACUACUCACCGCUCUCCGCCAAUUAGGAUCAUCAGUAACGGAUGUCACAGUUACAGCAUAUUGGAUGCAAGCGUUGGCAGAAGCACAUGUCUGUCUUACAGCAAAAGACAGCAAAAAGUCUGUUCAACAAGCGUUCCAAACUCUCCCACUAUUUGUCAAGAUAUUCGAAUCUGGAAACGAACAACUUGCUCAAGUAACCUAUCAAUCCUUGACGCGUGUCAUUGAAAACAGCAUACAAGACGACUCCGACUGUGGAAAAUUCUUAUUAGCACAACUGCACGCCGCCAUGACAAUGAAAUCAGCAUCUGUCUGGAAAUUCAUACUUCGAGCACAGAUGAAGUUAUAUGAAACAUGUGGCGAUGGACUACAAGGAUCGGAGCUCACAAAAGUGCUGGAAGAUCUUGCCAGACUGAGACAAUCUGAUGACUGCUUCUGCAAAACUGAACUAGAUUUUACUAUUGGAGCUGCUGUUCGUCACAUUGGCGUGGAACACGUGAUGAAAGUUUUAUCACUGGAUGUGGAUCCUGAUGCAGCUAUUCUCUCUACCGAUUUCACUCGUUCCUGGCUUCUUCCGGUUCUUCGUGUAAACAUCCAUAAUGCCCCAAUAUCUCUCUUUAUCUCUCAUUUUCUUCCAAUUGCGAUGAAAAUUCACCGACGUCUUCCAACGCUCCAAGCGCAAGUUCAAAGGCUCUACAGUACGUUCCAAUUUCAACUCUGGGAACUGCUACCAUCUUUCUGCGAGUCACCUGCAGAUCUCGAGACAUCGUUCCCAGACAUUGCCCCUAUUCUUGGAGCUGCUUUAAAUGAAAGAAAAGAUCUUCGAAUGACUGUUCUGAAUGCGAUAAGACGUGCACUCCGAUUCUCGCUCGAGCCUGAUGCACCGCCGGAGAGGAUGGAAGUUAUAAGUCGUUAUGCAAAAAAUUUCAUGCCGAUUUUCUUCAAUAUGUACACCGGGUCGAUUACGGACGGUGGUUACGAUGACAAAGGAGUUCGACUUUCGGUUCUCGAAGCAAUUCGAUUGUACACUGAAGUCACUCCUGCUGAUUUGGUUACCCGUUAUGUGGACAGUGCUAUCGCAAAAUCAAAAGAAAGUGAAGAAUCAUCCUCGGCUACAACUGCAUCACAAAAACAAGCCCGUGUUCUAGAUAUUCUUUGUGCAUUAGCUAAAGUUGCGGAAAAUGACAACGUCUCUAAAAUUUUGGAUACAAUCCUGCCGUGGUUCAACUCUAUUGAUGUUAAUGGUGUUCAAAAGAAAGCUUACCGAAUCUUAGAAGAAGUCAUCCAACGUAGAUCUAAUCCUGAGAUUGAACAUCUCCUGGAGACACGUAACGACUAUGUGGAAAAUGCUUUGUUCAAGCCGAUCGCAUCAAUCAGUUUUCCUGCAAGAGCGUCAUACUGUUCCUGUGUCCAUAUGCUUUUUGAUGGAUGUCGAUCCAUGAAGGAAGUUACUGAUCUGACUGAAAAACUCAUUGUCAACAUUAUAAUGCUUCUUGACAAGGAUAACAACGUGCAUACCCGUACAAAUUCAAGCAAAUGCAUUCAAUUUGUUUGCAGUAAAAUUCUCGAUAUGGUUGAGGAUCCAACAAUUGACACCCCAUCGGCUGCACUUGAACCCGUGCUCUCAAAACUCUACGAGCUUACAACUCUCACUAGUUCUCAAAAAACGACUGGUGAUAUUGCUUUGAACGUAGCCAGAUCGUGUUUAGUUGCAGCAAACAUCAUUGCUCAAAAGCAGAUAAAAAUUCUCAACACAAUUGCAACAUCCAAGAUGAUUUCUUUCGCUUGCUCGUGGAUUGGAGAAGGUCGUGCCGCUGUUAGAAUUUUAGCAAUUCGUUUGUUGAGAGUUCUCUGCCAGAAAAUUCCCGAAGUGAUGCUCCAACAGUUCCGUGAACAAAUUCUCAAUACAGUCUUCGAAGGACAGUUGACAAGCGAUCUAACAAUCAAAGUCCGAAAGGCAAAUCGACUGCUUUUGGAAGUUCUCGUUGAGAAGUUUGGUGUCGAUGUUCUCCAAAAAUACACUGACAAGCCCGACUGGUUGAAACAAAUGAAGAAUAUUGAAAAGCUUAGAAAACGUAAGAUCCGAAAGGCUGCAUCUGGCGAAGGAAUGGAACAAGAUGGAGACGAUGAUGAUGGUGUUAGUGCAAUUAGUGGUUCGAACGUGUCUGGAAAAACCGCUGGCGCUGAUACAAUCCUUGAACUACUCGAGGACUCCGAUGCCGAUAAUGAAAGUGAUUCAGAAGAGCAAUUAAUGAAAAAGUCCCGCGUCGGAAGUGUUUGGUUGAAAAAUGAAGGAGAUGGCGAUGUACCUAUGGAUCUUCUCGAUUCUUCGCGAAUGAUGGAUCAAAUCACAACUAUGAAUCCGGCUCUUCUUGAGAAGCGGAAGAAGAAGGCAUUGGAGAAGCGUCAAAAGGUCGAAGCAGGAUUCCAAUUCUCGAAAGACGGAAAGAUGAUUGUUCUUGGUGACGAUGAAGAAGACGAAGACAAAAAGCAGAUCGGAAAAAGGAAGAUGCGAAGUGGGUUCGAUGGUUUAGGAGAUGAUGAAGAUGAAGGAGCAAGAGGGAACAAGCGUGUCAAAGAGAACGAAAGUGACUCUGAAGAUGGAAUUAUGUCCGAUGACGACGAAGAUGAUGCACGGGAUGCUAAAACUUACAUUAGCAAAGCUCCAUCAUAUGGAGGAAAGGGUAUCUACAGGGAUACUUCUGGCAAGUCUCAAGUUGGCAGUUCAAUCGGAGUUAAAAAACAUCAACGUCAAAAGUCUGAUCAACAAAAGCAGAAACCGAAACAGAAAGGAGUUCAGCCGUAUGCUUAUGUUCCACUUCGAAACAAAACCGCUAAACAGGACGUUCGUCAAAUCCUGAAAGCUAAAAGGAAGAGUGGCAAAGGAAAGAAAGUCACUUUUUGA